Molecule: messenger RNA, 1902 nt
Organism: Anguilla anguilla (European eel)
Lineage: Eukaryota; Metazoa; Chordata; Actinopteri; Anguilliformes; Anguillidae
Exons: 10
Coding region: 296-1333 (345 amino acids)
Biological process (GO): actin cytoskeleton organization; protein phosphorylation
Cellular component (GO): cytoplasm; nucleus
Molecular function (GO): protein serine/threonine kinase activity; ATP binding
Source: RefSeq, a predicted model, not a curated record
UGCACUGACAGACGGGAGUGUGUAAGCGACUUCAGACCGCGAGACGGAGACGUGUUGUCAACCGUGCCCUACUACGACUUCACACAGAGGAAUACAGUGCACAUGCUAUAUGCCGAUGGUUUUAGGAGAGUAGUCACACUCGGCUGCGUAUUCUUAUUUUCCAUCGAAGAGACGAGCGACUGGUUAAUUGAUUGUUCCAUCCAGAACGACGACUGCACCUCCAGGAUAGAGACCCCUGCCCUCGGCUCGCCCGGCUGGUGUUUCCUUCGCGGAGGAAGUCCCGCAAGCCUUCAAGAUGCACAUGAAUAGUUUGCUGAACCAAUGGAGCGAGCUCUCCAGGACGUGCUCGGUGGACGUCGGCGUGGACACGGAGGCGGACUCCUCGUCCUCAGAGGUGGACUCGUCCUCGGAGCCCAGCAGCCCCGCCCCACGGGGCGAGUCCGCGGACUCCUACUGCCAGGCCGACCGCUGGCACGUGCUCCGCGCCACCGUCCGCAAACUGGAAUUCUGGGAAAACUUCAGCGCGGAGCGCAUCGGAAGCGGCUUCUCCUCCAAGGUCUACAAGGUGACGCACUGCACGACGCGGAAGGCGAUGGUGGUGAAGAUCUACAAGAAGGACGUGGACCAGAGCAGCAUCGUGCGAGAGAUCGGCCUGCUCCAGAAGCUCUCGCACCCCAACAUCGUCAGGUAUCUUGGAAUCUGCGUGAAGGAUGAAAAGCUGUACCCAAUCCUAGAGUACAUGAACGGCGGCUGCCUGGAGGAACUCCUCUCCAGGAAGGACGUGUCCCUGAGCUGGAGAGAGAAGGUGGACCUGGCCUGUGACAUCGCCCGCGGCAUGAUCUACCUGCACUACAAGAACAUCUACCACAGGGACCUCAACUCUAAGAACUGCCUGAUCAGGGUGUCGGCGAGGGGGCGGGAGGCCCUGGUGGCGGAUUUCGGGCUGGCACGAGAGGUGGCCGACCUGCCCGCCAACGACCCGCAGAGAAAGCUCUCCCUCGUCGGCUCCGCCUUCUGGAUGGCCCCCGAAAUGCUGAGGGGGGAACCGUACGACCGCAAGGUGGACGUGUUCUCCUUUGGGAUUGUGCUGUGCGAGAUCCUGGGCCAAAUCCCGGCCGACCCCGAAAUACUGCCCCGAACCCAGGAUUAUGGGCUGGACGUGGCUGCGUUCGAGGAGAUGGUGACGGGGUGCCCACAGCGGGUGAUCGAGCUCGCAGCCAGCUGCUGUAUGAUGGAGUCCUUUCGGAGGCCUUCCUUCUCGGAGCUGUUGGACGAGCUGGAGGAUAUCGCAGAGACCCUGGAGCUCCCAGAUUUGGAGUUGAGGUCAGGGUGACCCCCCCCCCCCCCCCAAGUUAACCCUCCCAGAGAAAAGGACUGUGGGCAUUGUAAAUAACCGGGAGUUGGGGCACCGUCCUGUCGUCAUGGCAAUCCACACUUCAUGAUAUCGUACAGAGACACGCUAGAGGACUCCACGCCCGGUUCAGUGGAGGGCGAGGUGUGAGUGUGUGGAUAUAAGGGCUUGUAUAUUUGAUUGUGUGGGCACGUGUGCAUGUGCCUCUGCAUACAGCAUACACCCCACAUUAGCCGACAACCACUGUUCUCCGACGCUGUUUGAUAAAACAGUGUCGUCUGUAACCAGGCUGAAAGCGACAGGCCAUCAUCUUUCCCUCAUCUCUCCCCGUCUUUGUUUUUAGCACCGCUAACGGUUAGCUUAGCAUUUAGCUCCUCCGUCGGCCAGCCUCAUCGGUGCGCCUCGGAGUCCAGUUGGGACAGAACCAGACGGGCCCCCCCCCCAGGGCUUUCAUUCUGAGGUGAUGCUCAGGGGGUGGGAGUGUAGCACAGUGGGUAAGGAACUGGACUUGUAACCGAAAGGUCAUAGGUUCGAUUCCCGGGUAGGACGCU